GACAUUUUUCUUACUACCCUGAAAAAUUAAAUAAGAUAUGAUGAAUAAUAGCAAAACAAUGGUUGUCAUAGUAACGUGAAUACGGGUUCUGCGGAGCAAUUUCUUACUUUAAUAAAAAUGUUAUAAUGCAAUGAAAUUGAUUAAGAUUAAUGCUGCAUAUGUCUUUCUUUGCUAUGGCUGAAAGUCACGACAAACAUAACAACGACAUACACAAAUAUGAUACCAUGGCAACAGUAGUCUAUGACAUCACAGACAGAUGAUACAACAGAUGGAAUGAUCCAGAAUGAUCCAUCAGACACUGCUCCAUGACAUCAUCAAAAUCAUGGCUGCCAGGAUUGCCAAUGGAAGCAAAAUGAACAAUGAAAUGAAACAACAAUUGAGAAGUAGCAUCAGAUACAAUGUGUUGCAUAGGUCGCAAAUGGUGCAGGAUACUAUCCAGAAAACGCUGGAGAUGGAGGUUCAAGGCCAGUCAGCGUAUUCUCCUGACAAGGCACCGUGCGAUUUUGGGGUAUUUUCAUGUUUGAAAAAUGAUCUGCGUGGUAAGAUCCACGCAAAUAUCCAUGAGCUUCAGAAUGCCGUUCAACGUUCGCUGACAAAGAACUUUCCAGAUGACUUCCACAGGAUAUAUCAGAAGUGGAUAGAACGAUAUCAGAAGUGGAUAGAACGACAUCAGCUGUGUGUGAAAGCUAAGGGGAACUUUGAACAUGAAAUAGAAUGCUAACUUGAAAGUAGAAAUGUGGAGUAGCCACAGAACUAUGGUUGAAAUAUAGACAGGACAGAAACUAACGUUAACAAAAUCUACUAUGCUGUGAACUUAUAAAAUUGCUCCGCAGAACCCGUAUUCGCGUUACUAUGACAACCACCAUUUUGCUGUUAUUCAUUAUAUCUUGAUAAUUUUUUCAGGAUAGUUAGAAAAGUGUCUGAUGCUUCUCCACCGAAAAUUUGAACAAUGAUAGACAAGAAAUAAAAGUUUGAGAGCAAAAUUAGCUUUACUUACUGAACGCCCUGUAUUUGUAAAAUUGGGGAACAUUGAUGUAAAAUCUGACUGACAAACAUUGUACUCUACAUUCUACGACAAAAUAUAACUGAUAAUAAACAACACAAUACAAUACAUAACUGAGAAUAACAGUUUACAAAGUAACAUCAAAAAAUAACUUCCCAGACACUCAGAAUAGCACGAUUC
This is a messenger RNA of Owenia fusiformis, 1183 nucleotides long. Lineage: Eukaryota; Metazoa; Annelida; Polychaeta; Sabellida; Oweniidae. The record is from the annotation of a GenBank genome assembly.